Thermothelomyces thermophilus ATCC 42464 is the source of this 1407-nucleotide messenger RNA. RefSeq lists its product as uncharacterized. The coding region runs from base 83 to 1183 and encodes 366 amino acids. The transcript has a single exon. The record is from RefSeq and is a predicted model, not a curated record. Lineage: Eukaryota; Fungi; Ascomycota; Sordariomycetes; Sordariales; Chaetomiaceae.
AUUAACCCAGUCUUGGAUCUUGCCGGACCCGGACCCGGACCACCGCAAACAUUGUUCUUCUGGUCGAGGAGUCGCAACAACCAUGGGCUCCAAAAUACAGUACCGCCACCUGCUGAGGCUGGCCCGGCGCCGGCAAACGGCGCUUCCCGCCAGAUUCCCUCCAACAACGCCGUCGCUCCUCGUGUCGCGGUUCCAGCACCUCCAGCCCUUCUCGACCUCCCCGAGCACGCGGCAAGAACAGCGGCACGAACCCAGCCAGCAUUCCGCGUUAGGAGGAUCCGCCGCCGAUUCCACGGCGAAAACUGCAGCACCGACGGCGACGGGCUCACCACCAACAAUACCACCAUCUCCUCCUCCUCCGACCGACCCUUCCCUCCCCGCAGGCCACGAGCAACAACAAGAACAACAGAGCACCAAGAAGAAGAAGAGGCCACCACGUCAGGCCCGUGGCCGCCUCUUUCUCGCCCUAGCCAGCACCCUCGUCGGCCUGUCCCUCGGGUCCGCCGUGCGCGUGCUGGUGUCCCCCCCCAACCCUCCGGAACCGAAUACAGAGGAGGAUGAGUACACGAUUCGAAUCAUCCGCGAGCAGGCGGCCAAGCUGCCGAUCGUGCAGCAGAUGACGGGCGACCCGGAGCAGUGGGAGUGGUGGGACGCGUACGAGUCGCUGCCGGCGGAGCACCGGGCGCAGCACAUCUCGGCCUCGGCGCUGGCCGGGUCGCGCGGCGUGGGCGCGUACCAGCGCGUCUUCUGCAACCGGAGCACGGGCGAGCUCGUGAGCGUCAUCCACUUCGGCAGCGCCACCACCAGCUGGCCCGGCGUCGUCCACGGCGGCUGCCUGGCCACCAUCGUCGACGAGAGCUGCGGCCGCGCCGCCUUCCGGGACCCCGAGUGGGGCGGCCGCGUCGGCCUGACGGCCCGCCUGACGCUCGAGUACAAGAAGCCGACGCUGGCCAACAACUUCUACGUCGUCCGCGCCCGCGUCCGCCCGGACGAGGAGCUGCCCGAGUCGGAGAGGGGCAAGAGGCACUACAAGUGCUGGAUCGACGCCAGCAUCGAGGACGCCCGCACCGGCACCGUGACCGUCACCGCCGAGGCGCUCUUCGUCGGCGGCAAGGGCAACGGCAAGACGAAGAAAUCCCCGCUUGGCGGCGACGAGGCGCGGCAGAAGCAUGUCAAGUUCUGAGGUUACGGUGGCCACGGCCGGUGGUGGCGGUGGCGGCGCGAUGGGGGUGGUGGUGGUGGUGGUGGUGUUGCGAUGGUGAUACCUGGCGAUGGCGAUGGCGGUGGCGGUUGCAUCAAUUGGAGUCUUAUUUUCACCACGAGGGUCAUGGCAUCACUAGACCGCGAGGCGUUCGAGGUAGCAGGCGACAUUCAACGGUGGCAGUCGACGACGACGGUGAUGGGAAU